AUGUCAUCCAUUCAACACAACGUGCCGCCAAAAAAGUCCAACCUGUCACGCCGCUCUGCCAGCUUAAGAAGGCAAUCUUCCACUCUCUUGGAAGAGACAGAAGAACGGCGUCAGAAACGCCGACAAGACCUCCGUGCACGAGCAGCUUCAAGGAGAGCAAUUGAAACAGCAGAACAGCGUCAGAAACGCCUACAAGACCUCUGUGCACGAGCAGCAAAGAGGAGAGCAUCUGAAACACCAGAACACCGUCAGAAACGCCGACAAGACCUCUGUGAACGAGCAGCAAAGAGGAGAGCAUCUGAAAUACCAGAACAGAAUGAGGUACGGAUUGAAGGUGUUCGCACACGAGCAGCUGCAAAGAGAGCGGCUCAGCCAGACGAAGAAAGAGAGACUGAGAUACGAGAACGUCAUCUGCGUACGUCAAUUGGAUCAGCAUGUCAUUGCACUCCAACACGUGACAUACUCUUUGAAGUAUUGAAGAUCUCCAGUGCUGCAUUCAAUUACGACUCAUCUCUUGAUUAUUCAAUUGCAGCGCAGAUUGGAUCGAUGUCUCAGAGCUGCGGGAAAUGUGGAGCAUUGAAAUGGCAGAAGGAAACGAAAGGCAUGUGCUGCUCGAAUGGCAAAGUUUCUUUGCCAACACUUACUUCUCCUCCAGAACCUCUCCAAACUCUGCUAAAGGGAGAAACAGCAGAGAGCCGUCAUUUUCUCGAUAACAUGCGCAAGUACAACAGCUGUUUUCAGAUGACGAGUUUUGGAGCUGACAAAGAAGUCACUGAGCACGGCUACAUGCCAACUUUUAAGGUUCAAGGGCAAGUUUAUCACACUAUCGGCAGUCUUCUUCCAAUGGCCGGUGAAGAGGCCAAGUUUCUCCAGAUCUACUUCAUUGGAGACCCAAAAGACCAGGCUAAACGACGAGGUCAGGGUAUUCCUGAAACCAGGCUCCCCAUUAUCCGGUCCCUUCAAGACAUGCUUCACCAAAACAACUAUUUGGUCUGCAGUUUCAAGUAUGCAUUUGAAAACCAUCCAGGAAGAGAGUUUGACAUUGUCAUCAAUUCUGACAAGGUACCUUCGGGGGAACAUCGCCGUCGCUUCAAUGCUCCUGUUGUUUCUGAGGUGGCAGCUGUCAUUUCUGGGUACGAGAAGGGACAGCGAGACAUCGUAAUCAGACACAGAAACAAUGAACUGGAGAGGAUCAGUUUAUCUAAUAGGGUGUACGACGGUCUUCAAUAUCCACUCAUCUACACCAGAGGUGAAGACGGCUACUAUUGGCAAAUCUACAAGCAAGAUUCAGGUGGCGGUCCAAUAGACAAAAUGGUGACAGCUAUGGAGUUUUAUGCAUACCAUCUAAUGUUACGGCUAGGUUCUUCAGACCACCUCUUUCGCGAGAGAGACCUUUUUCAUCAGUUCUUGGUAGACAUGUAUGCGAAGAUCGAGAGGGAGCGACUUGCUUACAUUGUCAGCCAUCAGAAAGAGCUUAGGGUAGACGAUUACGCUCACCUUCGAGAUUCUAUCAAUAACGAUGCUGCCCAUGGCCAUGAGCUUGGAAAGAUGGUUAUUCUUCCCGCGACUUUCACAGGUGGGCCAAGGUGCAUGCAAGAAAAGACGCAAGAUGCUCUGACAUAUGUCAAACAUUAUGGCCGUCCUGACCUUUUUAUCACUUUCACGUGUAAUCCAAAGUGGGCUGAAAUCACUGCUGAGCUACUGCCAGGACACGCUUACUCUAACCGUCACGACAUUAUUGCCAGAGUCUUCAGACAGAAGAUUGUCAAGCUAAUUGAUCUCUUUACCAAAUACAACAUCUUUGGUCUCAUCCGAUGUGACAUGUACUCAAUUGAGUGGCAAAAGCGUGGCCUGCCCCACGCCCACAUUCUUCUCUGGCUACAGCAAAAACUUCGUCCAGCCCAGAUUGACUCUUUUAUUAGCGCCGAACUGCCCAGUCAACAAGAAGACCCCGAGCUACACAAUAUCAUCAAGAGCCACAUGGUUCAUGGACCUUGCGGUCGCUUCAAUCCUAACUCUCCGUGCAUGAAGGAUGGGAAAUGCACAAAGAACUACCCUAAGCGAGCCUUGAAGGAGACUCGGACUGGUCGCGAUGGCUACCCGCUCUACAAACGCCGCAAACCAGAAGAUGGAGGGUCAACAGCCAAGAUCAACUUCCGACUCUGUGGCCAAUACUAA
Molecule: messenger RNA, 2178 nt
Organism: Corticium candelabrum
Lineage: Eukaryota; Metazoa; Porifera; Homoscleromorpha; Homosclerophorida; Plakinidae
Exons: 1
Coding region: 1-2178 (725 amino acids)
Source: RefSeq, a predicted model, not a curated record